Molecule: messenger RNA, 1458 nt
Organism: Metarhizium acridum CQMa 102
Lineage: Eukaryota; Fungi; Ascomycota; Sordariomycetes; Hypocreales; Clavicipitaceae
Biological process (GO): mRNA cis splicing, via spliceosome
Cellular component (GO): precatalytic spliceosome
Molecular function (GO): RNA binding
Source: RefSeq, a predicted model, not a curated record
AUGGCUGCACCACCUCCUCCGCCGCCAUCAAAGACGCCAUUUUCGCUGUAUGACAACCUCCUGGAUCCCAAUGAUCCGGCUCCCCCGGCCACGAUAUCCUCCGCUCCAGUCUUAUACGGACAAGCUGAAUCAGCCGCCGAGGCCAAGAAGUCUCUGGAUCCAGCCCUGCGGUUUCAGCCCAUCCGCCGCCUUCCCGUUAAACAGGCAGCCAAGCCAAAAAGCACCGCGUUUCCAAAGUCAAUACCAGCUUCAAAGCCAGCAGACGCUGCAGAACUUAGCACAAAUGCUGGUCAAUCAGCACCUCAUGCCUUUAUAGCCUCGACGGCCUCAACUGCUGGGCAACCCGCUAAGAGUACUCUUGCUGACUGGGCCGCAACGGAGGAAGAUGAAUGGCGAUACGGCGUUGGUGAGAAGCGCCAGCGUGGUGGUCGGAAGAAGAAGAAGAAGCAGCAGCAAAUCCAAGCCGAAACAGACUGGGACGAGAUAUACGAUCCGGCUAGACCAACCAACAUUGACGAGUACUUGAAAAGUGAUGAAAAGAUAGAAGAAGUGAGAGAGUGGAAAGCACUGCUGUAUCGGCACAGGAGAAAAGCGGAUGAAAGCGAUAUAUCAGACGAUGAGGACGACGAUUCGAGACCAGUGCCAUCAAACCAAUUCGCACCUCCCCCUUCAUACUCCUUCGUACCGCCACCUCCUGAAUCACCUGCAGCAGCGCCGCCACCAGAUGAGAGCGCCGAUGAUGCCUACGCCCGCCGCAUGGCCUUGUCUUCAGAUAAUCAACCUCCACCGCCGCCUUCACCGCCCACAAAAGCGGACGUGCCUCCUCCACCUCUACCACCCACAGACUCAGCAACCAUAUCUCGCGCCCCAGUCCACUACAUUCAACCCGGAGACUCUCACGAAGAAGACUAUGCCUACUCGCCACCACCCACUCUCGGUGGCAACGAUGACGAUGAAAUCGGAGGACCAGAGGCUCAGCAGCGUUCAAACCGUCCUGGCCAGGCCGGUUUCGCCCACCGUCUCAUGUCCAAAUACGGCUGGAUGCAAGGGACCGGCCUCGGCGCCAAUGAGACUGGCAUCAUCAACCCUCUUCGGGUACAAGUCGAGAAACGCCGCAAGAAAGCUGAUGCCGACGGCGGCGGGUGGGCAGAACCCGGGGGCAAAGGCAGAAUCAUCGGCUCCAAGAGCAAAGAAUCGGCCGGCAAGUUCGGCGCCAUGAGCGACGUUGUUGUUUUGCAGAACAUGUUGGAGAACAUGCCCGAUCUGCAGGCAGAGAUUGCCGAUGGCCUGGGGCAGGAAAUUGGAGAGGAGUGCGGAGAAAAGUAUGGCCGUGUGGAACGUCUUUAUAUUGACCAGCCUACUCGUCGAGUGUUCAUAAAAUUUACAGACCAGGUCUCCGCUUUGCGAGUAUGUAUCUUGCCCAACAUUCCAAGACCUGUCACCGAGCGGGCCUGCUAA